UGAGCCGGUAUAAAGAGCUGCCAAAACAGGCAGGAAAUAUUUCACUGAGGACAAUGAUGUACAUCGCCGAGAAGAGACGAAAAUACUUUACUUCUCUAUUUUUUUCCCUGAAGAGUCGCAGCAAGUAGUUAUAUCCUCGAAUGUAAAAAACGAGCUUUAAGCAAUUUAAAGAAUUGCUUUAAAGCGUGGCAACUGUAGCUUACAGUCAACGAAAUGAUGGUUAAAUAGAGGAGCCCUUUUUAUUAAGCCAGAAGACUACUUGUUUCUUCCACUCUUUCGACAAAGUCACUGUUGGUGGCCUGCUCUAGCUAUGAAGGGGUCCAAGUCAAGCAGUUGUAUGGGACCGUGUGUUUAUCCAGCGGUGCCCGAGGGCGGCUGGGGCUGGGCUGUGGCCGUGGCCUUCUUUCUGGUGGAGGUCUACACUUAUGGGACCAUUAAGAGUCUGGGUGUCUUCCUCAAGGACCUGAUGGAAGAAUUUGGGGAGAGUACCAGCCGUGUGUCCUGGGUCAUCUCCAUCUGUGUCUUCGUCCUCACUUUCACUGCCCCACUGUCCACACUGCUGAGCAACCGGUUCGGCUACCGUCCAGUGGUGAUGAUGGGAGGCUUCCUUAUCAGCCUGGGGACCACCGCCUCUGCUUUCACCAACAGCAUCAACGAGAUGUACAUCACUAUUGGCAUUGUCUCAGGCCUUGGCUACUGCCUCACCUUCCUGCCCACCAUCACCAUCCUUGCUCAGUACUUCUCCAGACGGCGAGCUCUGGUCAUCUCCCUGGCCUCUACCGGAGAAUCCAUUGCCGUGUUUGCAUUUGCUCCUGCCUUCACUAUGCUGAAGGAACACAUAGGCUGGCGUUACUGUCUCGUUAUUAUCGGUGUCCUUCAGGCUUCUGUGAUUGGCUGUGGGGCUCUCCUUCGUCCAAUCAUCAUCAUGCCAGAGAAGGAAAGGGUAGAUGAAGAAUCCGAAAAGGAGUCACUCUCUAUGAAACAGCUGCAGUCUGUUUAUGAACUGGAGAAUGAGCAAACCAGAACUUCCAUUAGUUCAGGAGGUUCACAGGGCUCUGAAGACUCGGGCGUCACUUCCCUCUCUGCCUCCAAUGCAGACCUCCAGGCAGUAGCAGCAGAAAUUAUUGAUCUGAUGGAGGUAGAACAAGGGGAGGCCCAGGAACCAUCCAUGUCUGUAUCUUCCUCUCCAGAGAAGGAGAAUGAGGUGAAGGAAGAAGGGGGCGAGGCAGAGGCAGGUCCUCUGCAGCCCUCCAGACCCAAACUCCUGGAUUUCUCAGUGCUUAAAGACAGUGCCUUCAUUUUGUACUCUCUCUUUGGCCUGUUUGCUACACUGGCCUUCUUUGCCCCACAGCUCUACAUAAUUGAACUGUGCAAGAGCCGGGGUGUGGAACCCCACAUGGCGUCUUACAUGCUCUCCGUUAUGGCUGUGGCCGAGAUUUGCGGCCGCUUGUCUAUUGGGGUGGUGUUGAAUAAAGUCCGCUGCAGGAAGACCCUGGUGCUCCUUGGAUGUGUAGUUCUGCUGUGCCCAGUGCUGAUGGCCUUCACAAUGGUGUGGGAGUUCUGGGGCCUGGUGGUCUGCUCUGCCCUCUAUGGAUUAUUCUUGGGUACAGUGGCCUGCACACACAUCCCUAUGUUGGCUGAGGAGGACGUGGUGGGAAUCGAAAGGAUGGCAUCAUCUGUCGGGGUUUACGUCUUCAUCCAGAGCUUUGCCGGGCUGGCUGGACCACCAUUAGGAGGUAUGUUGGUGGACUACACCCAGAACUAUGGUGCUGCCUUUUAUUCCUGUGCUGUGGGCAUGGGGCUUGGUGCCAUCUGCCUGUUUCUGGUCGGCCCAGCCAAGUCUGGCAUGUGCCGAAGAAAGACGAAAAACCAACGGGAGGCCAAGAGUGCAGAAGAAGUGGAGAAAGAUUCUCAGGACAGCGACCAGCUGGAGUUUCUGGAGGUCGACUUGGCCAUGGAGUGCAGUCCGGUCAAACAAGCCACCAUCGCCCAGGAGAGAGCGGUGAUAUGAACCAUACUGAAGCCGAGCAUUGCCUCAGGACCAAGAACUCACCGAGGCCAAGAAACACGACAAAGCUCUGAUUACAUACCGAUUAGAGACUGCAGUAUACAAACCACUGACACUAAAACACACCGUCGGUCUUUGCAGCCCAUACCCAAACAUCCUCACAAGCUUGAAUUGCAUUCCUUCCCAGGAAGAAAUAUUUAUCUCUGAGGCCAAAGAUACAUCAGUGCUAACUGUAAGGUCUUUUCUGCUUUCCUGUUGCCACCAUUCAGCCAGUGAACAAGUCUGCUUGUUUUUAUUUAUUUAUUUUUAACUGGAAAAAGCUUUCACAGUUCUCUCUUUUUUUUAGAGACAAUUCUCUUUUUUUAGAUGUUAGAUUUGAGUCAGUACCUUUGUCUCAGGAAAGAACUGUUGAAGUUCAGGGUACUGAGUGAAUUUCACUUCCUUAUCAUAUUAGAAUUGGGGAUGGGAACGAGUACUCGUGUAAUCAGCUACUCAACGAGUGCAGUGCUACUUGAGAUUUGCAAACUGAUUUUGCUUGUCUGAGGCAGAAUAGAAAAAUGAUUUCCCCACAUCCUGCUAAAUUCUUCUCUUGAACCUGCCAGUUCCAUAGGAUGGUGCUGUAGCCUUCCUGAUGUCAGCUCAUCUCCUGUGACAUCCCACCUCAUUGAUGGAAUGUCAUAGGAGGGUACAGCAGCAACACUUUUCAGUGACACUAUUGUUGUUAUUUUUUGUUUGUUUGUUUAAUUGUGAAACAGCCAAGAAUCAUAAUGACUCACGAUACAAAAGAAAGAAGAGCAAGCACGGCUUUUAUUGGUUCUGUGAAUAAAGGGAAGUCUAAAUAUCCCUUGAUUUUUUUGUAGUUAAAAAAAUAGGAAAAAGGCUGAUUAGCAAGUAAGCAAAAUAUUAGUGGAAUGAUGGUAAAAAAAAAAAAAAUCAAAUUAUCUAGAAAAUAAAAAGGAAAAAAUGAGCAAAGAGUAUUUUUAAGUAAACUAUAUUUAUAAUUAUUAAAAUGGAUCAGUUAUGCUGGAUAGAUGUCAGGUUUAAUACCUUUUUAUCAGCAAAAGAAAGAAAAGCAAGCACCGCGUUUUUGGCUCUAUGAAUAAAGGAAAGUCUAAAUUUCCCAGACACAGCGGUUCUUUUUUCAGUUCAUUCUACUUUACAACCUUUUAACCUAAUAGAGUAACUGACUACUAAAAUACUACGCUUCAAAAUUCCCAUCCCUAAUUAUAGAAUAGAAACCCAAUCUCUACUUGAAGCAGCAAAGCUCACCUGUGCUUUGUGGUUCAUGUCUUAGUUUUUAUGCACCGUUCAAUCACAAACCCUCAUGUGGCUCAACAAGCGAGCUGAGCAACCUGCUUCAUGGGGCUCCAUCAAAGUCAUCAGGUCCCCUCUCCAACCCUGCAUCAUCACCACUCCACUGGAGGUGUUUUUUUCAUGAUGUAAUCUUGAGGUAUGCUGGACACACACUUGAAUACAGAUGACCAGAUUACACGGUCAUUUCUUGAAGCUCUGUCAAACAAAUCGCCUCACCCCCAAAGCAUGUGGCUGCAAUAUUAGACUGUAGGCCGUCUCCAGGGUGAAAACAGACUGGUAAUGGUUUUGAAAUGCAAUUCCUAUUGUAAAAUCUAAGGUAGGGUGUGUUCCUCUACCUGUAUAUGUUCUACAUGCAUUUUAAAGCAUGGAGUAUGUCGUUACCACUGGUAUAACUGCCAUUUAUAGAUCUCGCACUACUUCAUGUAAUUUACAAUUCUACCUUUAUGGUAGCUGGCAAUAUUUGAUCAGUGUUAACCACUGAUGGUGUAGAAUCACUUCCUGAACUUCAUGAAUGGGGGACUUGGUGGAUGGUCCUUCAGCUCUGUCACUGUGCAUGGAACAGCUGUUCCACUGUAGGUUGUGGGUUUGUUUUGCAUUAGCCUCAUAAAUGAUGAAUCCACAAUGUAAUAUUGCUUUGGGUAAAAGCAUUCACUGUAUACCUACUGUUAUGAUCUUGCUGAUGUACUAUGGAAUCAUUUAGUUAUGCAACAGCAUACACAACGAAAAGCAAUGAGCUGUAGUUCAUACAGUGGGAGAACUUCAGGGUUUACUUCAGCCUUUUUUUAAACGAUGUGACUAGUUGUAUACAGUUAGCUGUAUUUUGAUUCAGGAUGUCAGUCUGACAUGAUGCACACGUACAAGCAGAACCAGAGAUGCCCUCAUACAAUAUAGAAGUAUGCAAAGCUGAAAUGGUGUGAAGGAGGAAGAAAUCAGAUCCCACUCUCUCCACACCCACUACGCCAUGAUCUGAAUUUAUGUUCUCUACAAACCCUUUCUUAAUCACUGUAUCAUAUUUACAAGUUUUUUGUUUUUGUUUUUUUCAAAUGAUGAGUUGACAUUUUGUGCCUCAGUUUUUUAAAGGUAAUUUUCAAGGUGUUUGACUUUAUGUGCUGUUCCGAUUUUCUCAUGUAUUUUUAAAUUAAAAUUUCCUCA
Molecule: messenger RNA, 4474 nt
Organism: Myripristis murdjan (pinecone soldierfish)
Lineage: Eukaryota; Metazoa; Chordata; Actinopteri; Holocentriformes; Holocentridae
Gene: slc16a6b
Product: solute carrier family 16 member 6b
Exons: 6
Coding region: 311-2011 (566 amino acids)
Biological process (GO): transmembrane transport; monocarboxylic acid transport
Molecular function (GO): monocarboxylic acid transmembrane transporter activity
Source: RefSeq, a predicted model, not a curated record